Molecule: messenger RNA, 1961 nt
Organism: Nematolebias whitei (Rio pearlfish)
Lineage: Eukaryota; Metazoa; Chordata; Actinopteri; Cyprinodontiformes; Rivulidae
Gene: fbxl18
Product: F-box and leucine-rich repeat protein 18
Exons: 6
Coding region: 150-1961 (603 amino acids)
Biological process (GO): SCF-dependent proteasomal ubiquitin-dependent protein catabolic process
Molecular function (GO): protein binding
Source: RefSeq, a predicted model, not a curated record
CAGCAGAUUUCAUCCGGGUAGCUAACAUCCGGCUGUCGGUGGUUCAGGCCAGGUAACAGCAGUUUGUGAAAAUGAAAGGCGCAUCAGGCGAAUGUUUGAUUUAAAAACCCUCACAAUCACAAGUGAGAUUUUGUGAAGGAAUAGAGGACAUGGACGGACAAAUUGUACAGGCUGUUUUGGACAAGGACUUAAUAUCUUCUGCGUCCGUUGGGAUGUCAGAGUUGUCUGAUGAGAUCCUGCUGUGUAUCCUCCGUCAUGUUCCCGUGUGUGACCUGCUGACAAACGUAGCAAAUGUUUGUCAAAAGCUGCACACACUUUGCCGUGACAAGACCCUGCUCGCAAACAUCAUGUUAUCUGAGGAAUAUCUGGCUGAUGACAAGUUGAUUUGCCACAUCCUGAAGCAGCUCGCCCAUCACGUGCAGUCUCUGAGCCUGAACGGCUGCUACUGGCUGUCUGCUUCCACUUUGGACGUUCUGGCACGCUGCAGAGGAGUGACACAUCUCGAUGUUACUGGCUGUCGCCUCACUUCUCUUUGUCUGUCACGCCUCCUGUCCUCUCUGUCUUCACUUAGGUCCCUGGCUUUCGAUGUGAGGCCGUGCUUCAACUCCGCUCUGCUCAGUUCAGAGGCAGUGGACACACUGAGCCGUGUGACAGAGCUCAGACAGACGCUCUUCACGCCGAGCUAUGGUGUGGUGCCAUGCUGUGCAAAACUUCGCAAGCUCAUGCUGCAGUUUGACAUCCCAGAUGUGACCAGAGAAGGUGUCGGUGUUUGCUGUCAGUUAAUGGUUGGUCAGAGCAGUGUGCCACAUUAUGAACAACUGGAGGAGUUCACGGCUAGGUUGGCUCCAGGAGAGGUAAACCAGACCCUGCUCCUCCUCUACCUGGCAGUGUUCAGCGUUCACAUUCCGAAGCACCUCAGAAUUUUCCUCGUGUCGAUUCCCGGUCCGAACCCGGCUCACUGGCCGGCUGCGCCCUCACUGGCUCAGAGUUUGGGCCAACGAGGCGACCUGGUGGCGCUGCAGCUCCCUCGGUCAUGGCUGGAUCCUUUGUCUCUGAAGCAAGCGCUGGAGGGAAACAGCCCGAACCACCUGAGCUUUAGCCGCUGCCCAAGUUUGUGGCCACAGGUGUUCCAGUCGCUGCUGAACGGAGGCGUCAGAGACGCCACGCAGCUGAUCAGCCUCAACCUCAGCGGCAUCAACCACGUUCCCUACUCUGAGUGCAGGAGUGUGGAAGACCAGCUGGUUGCUGGGACAAUGAGUCAGCUAGCUGUCGCUUGCUCCAACAUUAAACACCUGAACCUGAUGCACACACACUAUCACCAUGAAUGCUCACCUGGACUGGAUGGAGAGACUCACCUGUGUGCCAGCUUGGGCAAAUUCAAACAGCUGCGCUCUCUCACUCUGCCUGCCUGCGCUCUGUCAGACGGGGUGAGCGAGAAUCAUACCUCCACACGCCUCACAGCCUCCUCUCCGUUGUUCCAGGGGCUGAAGAAAGCUCCGCGUGUGGGUCUCCAGAAUUACACACCUGAUUCUGAACCUUCUCUGUCAGGGGACAGCACUUCAGGGCUGGCAUUGCUCAUAGCUGGUUGCCCAUUUUUAGAAACCUUGGAGCUCAUUGGACCAGGUUUUGCCUCAGUGCUGCCUCGGCUUGAGCCCUGCACUCGUGCGAGCGUGGAGCCUCGUGGCAUGUGCGCCUGGGCACGAGGAGUUGGAGAUUCACACUUAGCAACGCUCGCAGCUUUGCCUCGAUUGCGCUGUUUGACUCUAGCUGGUCUCCCUGGAGUUCUUCGAGGAACAGGACUGGUGCAGCUGGCCAGACGGUGCAGAGACCUACGAGUGUUAUCCUUGGCCAAUCUGGGCUCACUGAAAACUAUGAACUACACAGCUGCCUUACUGGAGACACUUAAACAGUGCACACAGCUGCAGGAACUCAGGUUAGACAAUACCUUUCUUCUUUUAUAA